Messenger RNA from Abrus precatorius (Indian licorice), 975 nucleotides. Its product is annotated as expansin-like B1. Lineage: Eukaryota; Viridiplantae; Streptophyta; Magnoliopsida; Fabales; Fabaceae. The record is from RefSeq and is a predicted model, not a curated record. The coding region runs from base 96 to 842 and encodes 248 amino acids. Gene Ontology annotation, cellular component: extracellular region. The transcript has 4 exons.
UUUUCAUAUACAAUAGUUUAUCACAUUGGUCACUUUUAAUUACUUGCUUCAUUUCUCUCCUCUCUUUGCACUUGAUCAGAAUUUGUCAUUUAGACAUGGAACUCGGUUUCAAGCAUCAACUUGGCCUUGUUUGUGUCAUACUGUUCUUCUCUGCACUGUGUAACGGCCAGAAAUAUGUUACAAACUCCAGAGCAACCUAUUAUAGUACCCCUGAUGGCUAUGGGACUCCAAGUGGAGCUUGUGGCUUUGGCGACUAUGGAAGGACGAUCAACAGUGGAAGUGUAGCAGCCGUGUCUGGGCUAUGGAGGAAUGGAGCUGGCUGUGGCACAUGCUAUCAGGUAAGGUGCAAAAUACCAGAAUACUGUGAUGACAAUGGAGCAUUCGUGGUGGCAACAGAUUAUGGUGCGGGAGACAGAACAGACUUCAUCAUGAGCCCACGCGCCUUCUCAAGUUUGGGACGCAACAAAGAUGCAACUGCAAAGUUGAUGAAAUACGGUGUGGUGGAUAUUGAAUACAAAAGGGUUCCUUGUAGAUACCCUGGCAACAUCAAGUUUCAUGUCCAAGAAAGCAGCAGCAAUCCUGGUUACUUUGCUGUCCUGAUUCUCAACGUAAAUGGAAAAUACGACGUCGCUGCUGUUGAGUUAUGGCAGAAUGGACGAUGGGAGGCCUUGCGCAGGGUCUAUGGUGCAGUGUUUGACUUUGCUAACCCACCGAGUGGUGAAAUCCGCUUGAGGUUCCAAGUGACUUAUGGUGGAUCAAACCAAUGGGUGUACCCGAGGGUUGCUAUCCCUAGUAAUUGGAAGCCUGGGGCUACUUAUGACGCCAAGGUUCAACUUAAUUAGAAAGAAAUAUGCACAUUGGGAUCCCAACAAAAGAGUACAAAAAGUAAUAAUUAAACACUAGUAUUAUUCCGUUUCUUCGUUAUUAGUUUCAAUGUUGCUGUCAAUGCCCUUGUUGUGAAAAGGGUCUAGAAUA